AUGAUAUUUGGAGCGAAUAUUCAAGUAUACUGUCCUGAUUAUGGCAUCGUGAAAGAUGGUAUAAUAUCAUAUUAUCCACUCUAUGACAAAUUUUUACAUCCUCCUGCAUCGACUAUGCAUUUACUCUGUUUGCCACUGUAUUAUCCUACUGGAACAGUUCAAGCAACUUGCCAAAAUGACGGAACUUGGGAUAACGUUCUUGGUUCAUGUAAGCCAAUAAUUCCAACAUCAAGCAAUACCAGUUGUACAGCCCAUACUAAUAUCAACAAUAGAUCAAUUACUUAUUUCGGUAUUCCAAUCAACUCAACGUAUCCACAAGGAACCAUGGCCUUCGUAAACUGCGCUAAUAUUUCUCAUCAUAUUAGUGGUAGUCAUUCAGCAGUUUGCAUAGAAGGCAAAUGGUCAACCAAGCUAGGAAAAUGUAUUCCAUCUCAAGCGUAA
This is a messenger RNA of Dracunculus medinensis (Guinea worm), 441 nucleotides long. The record is from the annotation of a GenBank genome assembly. Lineage: Eukaryota; Metazoa; Nematoda; Chromadorea; Rhabditida; Dracunculidae.